Molecule: messenger RNA, 5906 nt
Organism: Amoebophrya sp. A120
Lineage: Eukaryota; Dinophyceae; Syndiniales; Amoebophryaceae
Source: the annotation of a GenBank genome assembly
AGGCAUGUGAAGAUAUCACACAGUUCAUCGAAACCGCUCGUCCGUUACAUAUUAAAGCGGCAUAGUACUCAGUGGUCUUCAAGAACACAGCAUAGGUCUGCAACGACGUUAUACCAGAUCUUCCGUUCUUGUUGAAACUACAUGCCAGGUCCCUAUCAAAAACUUGCGACACUCUUUCAAAAAGAAAGUUCGAAAUAAAAGGAGCACCGCGUCCGCUCUAGUACUUCUACUGGUCGCACAGAAGCUUGCGGUGUUUUCUAUACCUGUGGGCGGUCUUCCUCCUAGGGGACACCACUUUGAUGUGAGAGCAGUUCUUGUACUCUUGUAGUGCCUCCAAAAUAUUUUUACACUGUAAAAAUUACAAUCCAUCGGUGCAGCUUCAUCUCCAGGUCGUGUGGUCCAAGAAAGAGAACAAGUCUUCUACACGACAGCAGAACGUCGAGAGAAAAAAAUUUCUCCCCGAACACUAACUCACGAAACGACCAUGCAGACCCCAGCGCAACAACUCCUAGUUCGCUCGUCUCUCCCGCUGCGCCCGGCCCGAGCAAGGAAGGCGCAGGUGGUUACGGCCACGUCCAGUACUGCGCACAUAGCGGCGGCGGGGACGAACAGUCACGCAUAUUGUGAGGAAAAAUCCCCCCUCCCCAUAUCAAAGCGAAAUUUCUGAUGCUGGAUUUGUGUACACAAAUCCGACACGUCUUGCUGGAGAGCACUGCUGGCCCAUACCAAGUGCGAGUAGAGAGGUUUUGGCCUAGGCGCUUAGCAUGAAAAACAUCAGCACUGUAGGCCCAACAGCAUGACAAACCGCCGGCGCAAUGCGGCGGUUGUCUGUGGAGUUGCCUUCUUAUGCAAGACAGACACGAUUUGUGGCCACAAAUCAGCACCACAAAUUUCCAAAAGUGCACCUUCUCAGUAUGGGGAGGGGGGAUUUUUCCUUCGGAUAACGCGCGGUCGUUCUUCGGAUCCACAGAACAACCGUCUGGAAGGAUAAGACGUCCACCACGGAUCGACAAGAACAUGAUGAUGAGCAUGGGUAUUGUAGUGCCUGCGACGUCGUCAACAAUGACCGCCGUGCCGCUGGUUCGACGACGAGUGACCGCGGCCGCGGUUUCCUCCACACAUUCGCUUACCGCGCGACCCCCGUCCAUCUCGUACAGUACUACUGCUACCCGCUCGUUUUCCAGUCGAACGCCGCUGCUGUUCACGCCGGGCCCUCUGACAACGAGUGUACAGGUGAAGAAUGCGCUGUUGCAAGACGUCGGCUUAUCGAUCGCAAAUAUGUCUGGGUCUGGGAAGAACUUGUAAAAAUGCGGGUUUGCGAAUUAUCGUAAAGGCACUGCAUGAAUGGUCCGCCUCGCAUGGGAAGUUUUCGGGCGCGGCUAGGUGUAGUUCUUGCGUACUUUUUUGCAUGACAACUUGCACUUUUGCAUGAUAAGGGAAAUCAAGACCUUUUAUUGGUGGACAUGCAUCACAAAGAACGAUUACGAUACGGCCAUAGCACACAAGCAUGACAAGAAAUCUCGCAACUACCUUGCAGACCCAGACCUUUUUGCAAUGCAUAGAAGUCCCGGGAUCCGUAUUUUCUGGACCAGAUGCAUGCGGUUCGGGAAAAAUUGGUGCUGGGCGCGAACACCACCACGGACACGCACUAUCAAAUGCAAAUAUCUCUGGGUCUGGAAAGGUUGGGCCUGUGUUGCGUGUCUCGCAUUUCUGAAACAGCUGUAUUGCUAUUGCAUGAGCAGCAAAUAAAGCGCCACACUUUCGUCAUGCAAGCUCGCGGUUCGUAAUGUGAACUACGGAUGAGAAAGCGCUUGGAAUAUUUGUCAUGCUCCAGUGCGACUGCACAACUUCGUUCGAGGCGCACAAACUCAUGACCAUUCGGCGUCACAAGUUUCCACACGCAGACAUGUUUACACUUGAUUUGCGCGAUUCGGUUUUGAUUCAAGGAGCGGGGACACACGCCAUCGAGUCCGUGCUCGGUAUGCAAGAGAAAAACUGUGUAAAUGUAACUCUGUAAUGCAGAACAUGCAAAGGAGUUACACCUGUCAUGUCAGACAGCCAUGAAGUCGUCUUUCCAUGUGUGUUUUCCCUCACAAGCCACGCAUGAAAGGUUUUUUCUAUCAUGUAGAGCAAAUCUGUGAUGCUGUCUCAGCCAAAGAGACUUACACUAACACAGUUUUUUUCUUGGAUACUCGGGUCGGCUUGUGUACUUAUUUCUCGGUCUCUAUUUCUUUGCUGAAAGUAAGCUGCUACACUGAUGGCUGAUGAUGAUGAUGGCGAUCAUGUGUUUUUUUUUCUCUAUGCAUGUUGAUGCUCAGUAGCUAGCUGGUAAAAAUAAAGGUCAGCAUAUUUGUGGAUUCACUUAUCUCAAUUUUUUGUUUUCGCACAAUAACCUCCAGUCCGGCCCCAACGACAAAGUGUUGAUUCUGAACAACGGCGCUUACGGGGAGAGGCAGAAGCAGAUCUGCAAGAUUCUGAAAAUCUCCUUCGAGUCCCUGGACUACAGUGACGAUGUGGCGGUGUCCGCAGCGGAUUUGGAAGCCCGUUUAGAAGCCGACGGGCACUCGUUUUCGCACGUCAGCUUUAUCCACCACGAGACAACCGCUGGCGUGCUCAAUCCGCUCACGGAGUUGUGCCAGGUGGUGGAGCGGUUUAACGCAAAGACCACGACCGGGAAACAGCUGGAAAUUAUCGUCGAUUCCAUGUCUGUAUGCAUUGCAAAUAUGUCUGGGUCUGGAAACUUCUCAUGCUGAUGUGCGAAUGAUACGCAAACUGUAUUGCGGAGCUGCGCAUGACAAGUGUCUGGGUGGCUACGUCUAGCGUUAAGCGCAUGACAAAUUGCCUUUUUGCAUGACAAACAAGUAGCGUUGUAGCGCAACAAGCAUGACAAACUCUUCCGCAUUGCUGGCCGAGCAUGACAAACUUCCAUUCUUCCAGACCCAGACGUAUUUGCAAUGCAUAGUCCGCAUUCGGCGCGUACGAAGUGGAUCUACAGAAUAUUACAGUGAAAAGUCCCCCCACCGCAGAAUUUGCAGAAGUUUCUCAUGCAAAGUUUCCAAAUGAAAGGUCUUUGUCUUGCAUGAAAGGAGCACGAGCAUUUCUGAUGCAGAAUCUAGGUGCGCAAGGGAUCUUUUGCAUAAGAGAAACGCCUGCUGUUGGGGUUCUUUGCAACACAAAUUUGAGCUAUUCAGAAUGGCAAAUUUGUGAUGCUAAUAGAUGCAAGACAGUGAGUGUUUCCAUUGGAAAGGUUUGCAAUACAAAUGCUGCCAUGUGUUGGGGCGUGGGCAUUGUUCACUGGGAUACAGAAAAAGCACAAAGCGGUAAAAUACCUGAUUUCUUCCGCCAAUAAGUGCAUCGAGGGCGUGCCGGGAUUCGCUUUUGCGAUCUACGAGAAAGAGGCUCUAGAGCGGCUUGCGGAAAGAAAGCCGAAGUCCCUCGCGCUCGACCUGUUUGCGCAGGCGAAAGGUACAAGGUUGCAUGAUAUACUACCGAUCAUGAAGUAGUACAGUAUCGGACUCGAGGACAUAUUAAGCGACAGUUUCUAUGCUGCUUUUUUAUAAAACACGGACAUAUUCAUACCACCCUGCUAUUUUAUCGCAUGACAAUAAACCUUACAGGUCUCAGCACGGGCAACCGGCAGUUCCGCUUCACGCCGCCGACGCAGGCGAUUCUAGCGUACCACCAGGCGCUUUUAGAGUGGGAGGAGGAGGGCGGUUGGAAGGGGCGGGGCGGUCGCUUAUGCACUGCAAAUAUGUCUGGGACUGGACGACGAGUGUGAUGCUGUUUCUGCAUGACACAGGAGGUCUGGCAUGCAAGUCCUAGCACCACAGGUUUUGCGCAGGUUAGGUGAUGCCUAAUAAAGUCGCAUGACAAGAAGUUCCCUCUUUUGCUGACAAGAAAUGACGAGCAACUUUUGCGGUCCAUGCAUGACAGAUUUUUUUUUGGUCGCAGAUGCGCAUCAGAAGUUUACAUGUUUCCCGACCCAGACAGAUUUGCAAUGCAUAUCGCUAUAGAGAGAACUACGACGUGAUUAUCAACGGGUUGGAGAAAGUAUCGUGUGCAAAAGUAUCGUACUCGUAUAGAUGCAAGUCUUGCAUUACAAAUCUUUAUCUCAAAGGAAAUCCGCAUUACAAAUUUUCUUUCUCAUGCUGAGGAAAUUUGUAAUGCAUUUAUACGAAUACGAUACUUUUGCAAUUCAUAGAAAGAUUUCGGGUUGGAAUUUUACGUGAAGCCGGAAUAUCGCGGUUACAUUAUCACCACAGUCCUGUCCCCGACUAUGGAACUGCCAGGAUCGAAAUUGACAAAAUCGAAAAACUUGUGAUGCAUAAAAUGCAUGCCGCGAAAUACGUGUGUUGCAGAGGAGGCAAGUGAGGCCGAUUGUAAGCCUGUUUGGGGUUAUAGCUUGAGCUGCUAAAGCAGCAUGAGAGAAUCAGUCUUCUUUGCCUAAACAGCAUUACAAACCGGAUUUAGGCACCACCAGAAUUUGUCAUGCGCCACUUAGAAACUGGGUUCGAACUGGAAUCCAUUUUAUGCAUGAUAAAUUACCAGCCAUGCUCCGGCUGCCGCCGGAGCGCAAGGCUGUUCGGCUGGGGGUGAAGGGUUUGCGGACCGGACCAUAGCGGAACAGCUCGGCGCGCAGGGGGGCCCGUGGGUUUCAGGGUCCGGCUUGCGCCAUGUCAGCCUGCAGGCCCCCCUGCGCGCUUCCUGCGCCUUUAGGCGCUAUGCGCAGGGAGCAGCUGCGAAAAGCCUUGGGGGCGAAGCGAAACAAACUAUCUGGGUCGAGGCGCCGAAACAGGAGGGGGGCCAGGCUGCGUUUCGUGUAUCACCCCCCAGCCCCAAGCCAGUUGACUCCCAGUCAGGCAGAAGAGGUUGGCGCGGGAGGGUGGCGCGAGAGGGUAGCGCGAGAGGGUGGCGCGAGAGGGUGCGCGAGAGGGCUGCGCGAGAGGGUGGAGAGGGGCUGAGCAAACCAAAUGCUUGCGCGGAUGGACUGCAAUGCCAAAUAUGGAGAACGCCAUGCGGAUUCGCGACCGCCACUUUGCGUCUUUACCCUCUCGCAGACCUCUCGCAGCCCCUCUUUUUGACCUCUUUUGGGGGUCCCCGCUAAUAGUCCGGCUAUACUCGCGGGUAGAGGGCGACAGAGGUGGCCGAGAGGUGGCCGAAAGGGUGCGCGAGAGGUUGGUCCUUAUUCGCACCACCUCCCGCAACCUCUGUCCCCCUCUCGCGCCCCCUCUUUUUGACCUCUCUGCACCCUCCGAGGCGCUUCAGCGGCCCUAAAGAGUGAACCCUUCGGCGGGCUAUACUCGCGCCACCUCUCGGCCACCCUCUCGAAUGACCUCCCGCGCCACCUCUCCACCUCUGUUGACCUCUUUUUGACCUCUUUCCACCUCUUUUUGACCUCUCGGCCACCUCUCUCCGACCCUCUGUAGACCUCUACUUUCGCAUGAAUAUAAUAGAUAGUAAUUUCGAUUUUGUCAAUUUCGAUUUUGACACUUCCAUACCGACAAACUUGCUGAAAAACAAGGAAAAGUGGGACUUUCAGUUUCUCUACGACUUUUUAGCGACCAGGGGGUUUGUCAUCUACCCCGGCAAGUUGGCGAAGGCGGACUCCUUUCGGAUCGGGACGAUUGGAAAAAUUUACCCGGAGGACUGCGAGAACUUCUUACUCGUUUUGAAGCAGGGCUUCGACAAAAUGGGCAUCACGAAACAGGAAAUUUUGGACGGCCGGGCCAGGUUGCUGGAGAGUGAUGUGAGCGGGAAGAGUGGUGGAGCAGGACCGAAUGUUGAAAUGGCUGGCCAAGCUGGAAUGAAGCAGAGCAUGUGAAGAGGAUAAUGUAGAAGUCUCUGCUUGUUGUUACGUAUCAACAUCGGCUCCUACUUGUUUUGCAAUGCAAAAUUUGUUUCCGAUG